CGCGUAUUCCGAUCUCGUUUGCUCGGCUACUCACAACGGUGCGAUGCCUCCCCAGCCCAGCGGUAAGGCCGUGAAGAAGGCCGGCAAGGCGCAGAAGAACGUGCGCGCCACCGACAAGAAGAAGAAGAAGCGCCGCAGGAAGGAGAGCUUCUCCAUCUAUAUCUACAAGGUGCUGAAGCAGGUGCACCCGGACACUGGAGUCUCCAGCAAGGCCAUGUCUAUUAUGAACAGCUUCGUGAACGACAUCUUCGAGCGUAUCGCCGCGGAGUCGUCCCGUCUGGCUCACUACAACAAGCGCUCGACCAUCACGAGCCGGGAGAUCCAGACUGCCGUGCGUCUGCUGUUGCCCAGCGAGCUGGCCAAACACGCCGUGGCCAAACACGGCGAGCUGGCAGUGGGUUCGGUCCAGUGGAUUCUGCAACCCCACUGCUGCCUGAUGUCAAGUCACCCCUACCGGAACCAUCCGGUUAUGCCAAUACUCCUCCAGGCCGGUGCAGUCUGGUCUACCGGAAACUCUGCACCGCUUUUCGGAAUCCUGAUGGACCUGCUGGCCUCCUUGGACCAUGCUCUUAAGACAUCCUAG
Messenger RNA from Dermacentor andersoni, 583 nucleotides. The record is from RefSeq and is a predicted model, not a curated record. Lineage: Eukaryota; Metazoa; Arthropoda; Arachnida; Ixodida; Ixodidae.